Penicilliopsis zonata CBS 506.65 is the source of this 1361-nucleotide messenger RNA. RefSeq lists its product as hypothetical. The transcript has 2 exons. NCBI's taxonomy places the organism in Eukaryota, Fungi, Ascomycota, Eurotiomycetes, Eurotiales, Aspergillaceae. The record is from RefSeq and is a predicted model, not a curated record. The annotation marks the transcript as partial.
AUGAGCCACGACAGACAGUUCUAUGCAGACUGGGGGAACGAUGAGCGCUUACAGCCAGCGAAGGUGGACUAUUCUAUAGCCAGCAGCAUGAAGCCUCCAUUCCAUCAUGACGAUGGAGAUUCACCCUCUGCUGAAAAUGCCGAAGCAAAGGGAUCGCCUCGUGGCGGUUCCCGUAAGCGCCAACAGGAAAACCAAGGAAGCCAGGCUGAUGCUGUACUGAUAGGAUAUAUGGAACCAAACCGGCCAGAAUUCGCACAUGAAGCCUCAAAACAGCAUUUUGGACCGCCAUUUCGCUCCGAAAUGGACUAUGACUCGCCACCCAGACUUCAACCGAAAAAGGAAGAGUUGGAAAAAUGUAAAGCUCGGCCUGAAAUCCCAGGGGUGAAGAAAGCGACCGAAGUACUAGCGACUGAAGCACUCAAAAUGCUUCAGCCCAUGUCUCAAUCGGACCCGACGGAGAGCUGCUCUUUUAAACUGGAGCGAGCCAAUUCAUUCUCUACUGAGAACAAAUUCUUCAACAACGAGCCGCAAUCACCCGACGCCCUUUUUAAACUGGAGCGAGCCAAUUCAUUCUCUACUGAGAGCAAAUUCUUCAACAACGAGCCGCAACCACCCGACGCCCUGCUGCUACCGCCGCUCAGGGAGCCAUCGCUAGACACGCCCACGGCUGAUUCGCCUUCAGUAGGUUCGAAAAAAUCGCCCACCACUCAGAGCCUCCCGCCCAUCAAGGCCGCACUCUCGGAACUACAGGAUCUUCCGCCAUCAAAAGAUCAUCCGGGGCCCAGGUUGAAUGGAUCAUCUCCUUACAACUAUCAGACCAUUCAGGCCUCCUCACCUCCCAACACUCGCAAUGACCUGCCUCGAAAACGCCAGCUGUCGGGGCAACUCCCACCUCCACAACUUCCCCCAAGUCCCUAUUCGGCUAUUUCACCUCCUAGCACCAAAGACACAGCACCAUCUCCUAUUUCACAGCAACACUACCAUCAACAGCAGCAGCAACAACAACAACAACAACAACAGCAGUCAUUGAAACCAAAGAGCAAAUCGGACAUAUUAUACAUCACGUCCCCGCCAGAGAUUGAACUGCAUUCCUCAAAAGCAGCAACUAGUCCUGCGGCAUACCCUACACCUACCGAUCAGCCUGUUGCCGGGUUGGCCGAACGAGCACCUCCGAUCUCCUCCUCUUCACAGUUGAAUGGGCCGGUAGCAGCAGGUACUUACAAGUGCUCCUGGCCGGGGUGUAAUGCCGCACCAUUUCAGACUCAGUAUCUGUUAAAUUCCCACGCAAACGUUCAUUCGCAGGAGCGCCCCCAUUUUUGCCCUGUAGAAGGAUGCCCUCGAGGAAUCAACGGGAAGGGGUU